This is a messenger RNA of Clonostachys rhizophaga, 666 nucleotides long. Lineage: Eukaryota; Fungi; Ascomycota; Sordariomycetes; Hypocreales; Bionectriaceae. The record is from the annotation of a GenBank genome assembly.
AUGGAAUACCAGAGAUACUCGUUGAUAACCCGAAACGACGACGACGAUGAUGACUACGAUGAUGAUGAUAAUAAGAAGCGCGCUCUGGCCAAGGGUGCGAUUAUCGGCAUCGUUAUCGGUGUUGUCGCGUUUGUUGUCUUUGCUCUUGUUGCAGCCGUCUGUCUCUGGCGUUUGAAGCUGAAAAAGAAGAAGAAGAUAAAUGAUAGAGACGGCUCUCAAGACAAUGAAAAUAGUAGCAGGAUCGAAGACAGAAGCAAGGAUGUCGAUGCCAGCUACAGUCUCGGCAACGACCCAGCCGUGGGCAACAAUAUUGACAUCUUGAGGGAUAUGGGCCUCCAAGAUGAGAUCCACCACGAGACGCCCAGAAAUACGUACAACAACAAUAAUACUACGGAUCCUCCCAGUCAAAUUGGUCCCUGCAAUCAGAUAACACCCGCGGAGAACCUGGCUGCCAACGUUGACGCCAGAUCUGACACCCACGUUGGCGGGAGCCAGUACGAGAUGAACACUGCCAGAACCGUCAUCUCCGAAAACCAGGGCCUGAAUAAUUUUAGAAACACGAUUAUCAGCGUCAGCAGUAUGGACGAUGAUGAUUAUAAUCGCUACGACCACGGGCCUGAAAAGUACGGAAGCCGCGGAUCCCCCAACCCCCAGAAUGCCAUUUAG